AUGAGAAGCGCUUUCUCGUCGGCUGUGAUGUUGUUGAAUAGAGAAAAAGCUAAAAAGCUUUUGAGUCAUCUUCAGAAAACUCCCUUAAACAUGGCACUUUGCAGAAAGGAUGUUUCAUUACGAAAAAUUGUUUUCUGUCAGCUCUUGAAUAAACCGCUGGAUAUAAAUUCCUCAAAAAAUAUGUUAAGCUAA
Molecule: messenger RNA, 192 nt
Organism: Clunio marinus
Lineage: Eukaryota; Metazoa; Arthropoda; Insecta; Diptera; Chironomidae
Source: the annotation of a GenBank genome assembly